Molecule: messenger RNA, 2080 nt
Organism: Triticum urartu
Lineage: Eukaryota; Viridiplantae; Streptophyta; Magnoliopsida; Poales; Poaceae
Gene: UBP27
Product: ubiquitin-specific protease 27
Biological process (GO): protein deubiquitination
Cellular component (GO): cytosol; nucleus
Molecular function (GO): cysteine-type deubiquitinase activity
Source: RefSeq, a predicted model, not a curated record
GUGGAGUUCUUCUCCUCUGCCUGUCCGCCUUUGCGGAUUCCUCCCCUUCCCAGCCUCGUCUGCUCUUCUUCUCUCCCUGGCCCCAGAGACGGCGAGCGGGACACAAUAAGGGAGGCCUACUUGCUUCGCCUCCUCAUCCUCGUCGGCGGUCUCACCGACGGCCAACGGGGCGCAGCCAGGGACUCCUCCUACUCGUGCUGUACUGCCGUUUACUGUUAUCUUUUCUUUUCUUUUUUGGGUGCGGCGAAUCGGAUAGCUAAACAGAAAUCUCUGGAUUGGAAACAAAUCUAGGCUUCCUGAAUUCUGUUUCAUGCAAAGGAUAGUGGGGCAGGGCAAGUCGAGUCAUGGGUAAGUUCGAGCACGGCAAUCUACUGCUAUCUCUUAGCCAGGGACACUGGCAUGGUUACAGUCUUACAGCCGUUGCUGUUGCGCUGGGGAUAGGAGUUGCUGGGUUGUGCAGAGCGCUGAAUAGCAGUUUGGGCGUGCAAUGGUUUCUCCGGAAGUUCUCCUCCGAAUCAGAGAGGCUGUACUACACCGGAGGCCUGCAAAAUCUUGGCAACAAUUGCUUUCUCAAUGUUAUCCUGCAGGCACUUGCUAGCUGCGACCAUUUCGUCUCCUCUCUAGACGACUUACUUGGAAGUGAUGAUGUGCUACCCGAGGAACAGUCUGAAAGAAUGCCUCUUAUCCUUGCUCUAAGUUCCCUUUUAAAAGACUUGAGCACAGUUCGAGAUCAAAAAAUUGUAUUGAAUCCAGAAAGCGUAAUGCAUCCUUUGAGCUGCUAUGUUAGUCACUUCAAUUUGACCAGACAGCAGGAUGCUUCUGAAGCUUUUGUUCAUCUAUUGACAUCACUGAGGGAUGAAUUUUCCCAUUGCUAUGUACCAUAUAAGAGCUCUCUGGCAGACAUUACCAUGUUCCACUCCAAAGUAUACAAGCAAAGGGAAGGUAACCAACCUGAAUGCAAGCGCUGGAAACAAAACAUAUUCGGUCCCUUUGAUGGGACUAUUGGCAGCACAUUAUCUUGCAGAAAUUGUUCAUCUGUGCUGUCAUUGGACUUCGAGAAUUUUCACUGCUUGCCCCUCUCUCCCGUGGCUGAUAUAAAUGGAGAUAUUAUUAAUGGGUGUAGUUUGGUGGAUUGCCUGAAGCAUUUCACUGUGUUGGAGCAUCUUGACAAUUACCGUUGUGAUCAUUGUUGGCAUAAUGCUGCUGCCAAAUAUUUCUCUCUUCAAUCAGAAGUUGAUGAGGAAAAAGUUAACAAACUGCGCACCUGUGUCGACUAUGAUAGUUGCAAUUGCAAGCAUUUAUUUGGUCCAGAGAAAACAACAUGGUCAGUAUCUUCAAAAGCCACAAAGCAGUUGGCUAUCACUCGUUGUCCGAAGAUCUUGUGCAUUCAUUUGUUACGUGCUUCUAUUAGUUUUGAUGGUGAACUCGUAAAGCGUCAGGGACACGUUUCUUUUCCUUUACUUCUCAAUUUAUCCCCAUUUGCAGGAGGCACAUUCACCACUGGACAGGGACCUGGACCUUCAGCUAUGAACGUGCAAAGAUAUGACACGCCGUCUCUCCAAUUCUAUCGGCAACUAAAUGCACACAUGCCCAUUAAUAUGUUUCCUACUGGUGGGAACUCAUCAAGUCAGGCACCUAAGGAUCAAGUAACAAAUGGUGGUGUCCACUCACUUAAUGAGGGAAAUGCUGAUGUGGCUUUGAGUUCUUCCUCACCAUCGCCGUCCUCAUCAAGGAUGGAGCUGUAUAGGCUAUCAGCUGUCGUUGAGCACUAUGGUGUAUGCGGAGGUGGGCAUUAUGCAGCUUACCGGAGAGUAGUGUCAACUCCUGAUGCUAAUGAUCAAGUAGGACGUCGUCGCAAGCACUGGGUUUACGUCUCAGACGACCAUGUAUCACAAGUGUCAGAGGACGAUGUUUUGGGUGCGGAAGCCACACUCCUUUUCUACGAAAGACUAUAGCAGCAGCCUGUUGAGUAGGAGACGUUUUUGGAGAAAUUCGAUGCGGUAGCUUGUCAAGAAACGGCCCCUCUUUUAUUUGAGCAAAAUAGCUUUGGAUUAAUGAAUCAUUCAGGUCUUUCUUGUUU